AUUCAAAAAGAUGAACUUGAUGAACUCAAAAUUAGUUAAGGCAGGAUUGAUUGGACUGAUCGGCCUCAGCUUUGUAGCCUAAUAAUAAUAUAAUCGAUUUUAAUGUGCUGCUCCCUACUUUUCAUUCAUUUCCCAUACAGAAUUAUAACAAUUUCGUCUGAGGUUCCCCAGUUUGUACGUGCUAGAUAAAUUCCAAGUCGAGCAUAUCCUCAGCGUUAUUCGCAAUAAAACAACACAAACCAAAGUAGCAUCAUUAGUAAAAUUUUAGAAUUUUCGCUUAUAUUCUGAUCGAUUGAUUAGAUUGCUAUUGGAAAAGGCAGUGUCAGAGCACUUAAAAAAAAUGUCCCCUCAAGAAGGGUGUCAGGCCUUACAAUAGUAAGCCUAAGCGAUAAGCUUUGAGUAGAACUAAUUUUGCGUGGUAGUGAUGAUAAGAUCUGGAAAUGCAUUUUUGGGAGAGGCCCUAAAAGUGCUACCAGGCACAUCAGUUGGAUUCAUCCUAGUUUAAGAACAUCCUUAGACCAAGGAUCCGCAAUUAAUCUAUUGUAAAUUGCCAGAAGACGUAGAUCAAAAAUAAGUACAGAUAUAAAACUAAAUUAGGUAAUUCUCACAGAUGCUAUGAUAACUACUGGAGGUAGAAUAACUACGGCUAUAAAAGCAUUAAUAUCUCAUGGUGUAAGUCAAGAUAACAUCACUGCAGUGAAUAUAGUUUCAUGUGAAAAAGGUCUCUCAAAAGUGCUUCAUCAAUUUCCUAAGGUGAAAGUAAUUACUGCAGGAGUGGAUCAUGCAUUAAAUACUAUACAAGAUCUACGGUUCCCAGGAGUAGGAGACUUUGGAGACAGAUAUUUCGGGACCUUAGAUCAAUAAUGA
Paramecium octaurelia is the source of this 867-nucleotide messenger RNA. Lineage: Eukaryota; Ciliophora; Oligohymenophorea; Peniculida; Parameciidae. The record is from the annotation of a GenBank genome assembly.